Carya illinoinensis is the source of this 1620-nucleotide messenger RNA. RefSeq names its product palmitoyl-protein thioesterase 1-like. Gene Ontology annotation, molecular function: thiolester hydrolase activity. Gene Ontology annotation, cellular component: intracellular membrane-bounded organelle. NCBI's taxonomy places the organism in Eukaryota, Viridiplantae, Streptophyta, Magnoliopsida, Fagales, Juglandaceae. The record is from RefSeq and is a predicted model, not a curated record. The coding region runs from base 271 to 1356 and encodes 361 amino acids. The transcript is spliced from 12 exons.
UACUCAACAAACUGACACUGCAAUCCGACCCAAAGACCAAGGUGUUUACCUAUUGGUGACUUCAAGAAGAAACCUUACGAUGCUGAGCAGCAGAAGCAGCAGCGAAGGUGCCUUUUCACCAAUCAAUGAGCACCAACUACCGUUAACACUCUUAUCAAAUAGCCAAUACAAGAGAACAAAAUCUUCCGAAAGUUCUUGGAGUCGUUAAAUUCAUCCAAAAUCACACAUUCCCUUUGAUCUUAUAGUUCUCUUCUUCAACUGAAAAUACUCAUGGCUUUUUCUUUACCAGUCAUUUCCUCCAUAGUUAUCUUUCUCUUUACGUUCAUCUCACUUUCGCAGUCCAUACCCUUCAUAAUACUCCACGGAAUUGGAGAUCAGUGCUCCAAUCGAGGGGUUAAACGGUUCACUGAGCUACUGAGUAACUUUUCUGGUACUAAAGGAUAUUGCAUAGAAGUUGGAGAUGGAACAUGGGAUUCUUGGUUUAUGCCACUUGCGGAACAGGCGGGAACUGUUUGCAACAAGGUGAAGGAAAUGAAAGAACUUAGAAAUGGUUACAACAUAGUUGGUCUCUCCCAGGGUAACUUAAUAGGUCGAGGUGUUUUACAGUUUUGCGCUGGUGGACCUCCUGUUAAGAAUUUUAUCUCCUUAGGUGGACCCCAUGCUGGUACUGCCUCUGUUCCUCUUUGUGGCUCUGGGGUUUUAUGCAUUAUUGCGGACAGACUGAUCAAGUCGGAGAUCUAUACUGAGUAUAUCCAAGAUCACUUGGCUCCCAGUGGUUAUCUAAAGUUACCAAAUGCUAUCCCCAGCUACUUGGAGAAAUGCAGAUUUCUUCCAAAGCUUAACAAUGAAGUCCCUGGUGAGAAAAACUCCAGUUACAAGGAACGGUUCACUAGCUUACAGAACUUGGUGCUUAUCAUGUUUGAGCAUGACACUGUUUUGAUACCCAAAGAAACUUCUUGGUUUGGGUAUUACCCUGAUGGAACUUUCAAUCCAGUUUUACCACCACAGCAGACAAACCUUUAUGCCGAGGAUUGGAUUGGUUUGAAAACCUUAGAUGAAGCUGGAAAGGUCAAGUACAUUAGUGUUCCAGGAAACCAUCUUGGAAUUUCCAGAAGGGAUAUGAAAAGGUACGUUGUGCCUUACUUGGUGGACAAAGCAUCAAGAAAGAGAAGUAUUGAAAAUGAUAGUGGAGUUCAGAGUAAGAAAAUAGAGCAAACUGCGACUACAAUUGACAAGAAAACAUCAACUAAAGCAAUAUUCGAGGGAUCAUCAUCUUAUUUCUGGCCCUCAUCAAUAAAAUCUUUCGUCGCUGAACUUCUGGGGCUAAUGGAGGAGCCGUUGCCUCCUGAUACUUGAUUUGGAUUACUUCUUGAAUUGAAUUAUGAAAGGCUUGGGAUUACAAUCUAUACUGUAUGAUCAUGGAAACAUGUGUUAAAUAGGACAUAUCUGGUUACACGAUGAUGGAACAUUUAGCAGUGUUAUUAUUUAUUGGCAUUCAUUUAAAUGUUGUCUACAGUUUGUAAUUGGUAGACACGCUAAAUGUCAUUGGCUAUUUUAAGAAUCAGGUAUCCAAGUGCCUGAAUUUUCCUUUCUAAUGUUUAAAUACACUAUUCUGUUCCA